CACAAACCACACAAUAACAAGAUCAAAAUGUCAAAGCCCGCCAUUGGAUUCGUCGGCCUUGGAGCCAUGGGCUUCGGCAUGGCCACCCACCUCGUCUCGCAAGGCUACGCCGUCCACGGAUUCGACGUCUUCCCGGCCUCUGUGCAACGCUUCCAAACGGCCGGAGGCAUCCCCGCCGCGUCGCUGCAGGAGUCCGCUGAGGGGAAGUCGUUCUACGUCUGUAUGGUUGCCUCCGCGCCGCAAGUGCAGUCCGUUCUGUUUGCCGAUGAUGGCAUUGUGCAGCACCUCCCUCAGAACGCCACUCUCCUGCUCUGCUCCACCGUCGCUGCAUCCUACGCCCAAUCCGUCGCCGCGGAGCUCCAGACCCGCGGCCGGUCGGAUAUCCACUUCAUCGACUGUCCCGUCUCGGGUGGCGCCAAACGCGCCGCCGACGGAACCCUCUCCAUCAUGGCCGGGGGGUCGGACGAGGCGCUCCAGAGCGGUCGAGACCUUCUCCAGACUCUCUCCGCCGAGAGCAAACUCUACCUGGUCCCGGGGGGCGUGGGUGCCGGCAGCAACAUGAAGAUGGUGCAUCAGAUCCUCGCAGCCAUUCACAUCCUCGGCGCCAGCGAGGCCCAAGGUCUCGCGGCCCAUCUGGGCCUGGAGGCCCGCGAUACAGCCAGUCGGAUCAUGUCGUCCGAGGCUUGGACAUGGAUGCAUGAGAACCGGUUUCCGCGGAUGGUCGACGAAGACUGGAACCCGGGUGCUAGUGCGCUGACCAUUAUCCUGAAGGAUGUCGGCAUCAUCACCUCGCAAGCCCGCCAGCACAACUUCCCCACGCCUCUCUGCUCCACCGCCGAACAAACAUACCUCGCCGCCUUGUUACACGGCUACCGCCCCAAAGACGACUCCGCCAUGGUGCGCCAAUACUACGCCUCGCCCAUUGCUGACGUGCAGGCCACCGGGCAACCGCAAACGACCGAAUCCCUGCAACUCGUACUUGACCUUAUGCUGGGCAUCAACCUGGUCGCGGCCGCAGAAGCCGUCUCCCUCGCGCGAUACCUAAACGUCGACAUGGCGCAGUUCUACCGAUUGGUCAGCGACGCUGCGGGCGCCAGCAAAGUGUUUGUCGGCCGCGGAUUGGAGAUGAUCGAGGGGAAGAUCGGGGCCCAGGCACCCGGGGGGUCGCAGACAGUGGACGAGGCUAUUGGCAGGCUGGAGAAUGUGGUGCAGAAGGCGAGGGAUCUGUACGUGCCGCUGCAUUUGGCGAAUGCGGCGUUGAACAUGUUGCUGGUGGCGAAGAGGGCUGGGUUUGGGGGCGAGGCCAGUACGAGUGUGAUUAGGGCUUAUGGGUAUGAGGGUUAAUUUGUUCUUUUGGAUUUGAUUUUGCGAUGUAUCGAUGAGAUUGAUGAGAAUGCAUUUUACUGAUCC
Molecule: messenger RNA, 1410 nt
Organism: Aspergillus steynii IBT 23096
Lineage: Eukaryota; Fungi; Ascomycota; Eurotiomycetes; Eurotiales; Aspergillaceae
Product: putative dehydrogenase
Exons: 3
Coding region: 28-1344 (438 amino acids)
Molecular function (GO): oxidoreductase activity; NADP binding; NAD binding
Source: RefSeq, a predicted model, not a curated record